AUGAAUAAAAUCAGGCUAGAAUCUAACGAUAUAACGUUAGAUUGCGAAGAGCCUGUGACUAUUGAAGAAAAUGGAAAUUUUCAAUCAAUAGGAUCACACAGGCAUUUAAAAUAUUACAAAGGGAAAUCAAUGACCUCAUUCAAAGUUCUACUGAUUAUUCUUUUGUUUUAUUUUGUUGGUUUUAGUGAGGCCCAUGCUGGGAAUCCCAUAAUGAAAGGGUCGAGGAACGCCGAUUUAAUGGACAGUUUCGCAGAUGUGGAUUUGACCAGGCAUAAUCCCUUUCAGUUAUUUGAAAGUCCAACGAAGAGACCGAGAUUUAAGGUGGCCAAACCUCCUAAAUCUCGUAGAAAAUAUCAGUCUUCAGACUCGGACUCAGAUUCAGAUUCGGAUUCUGAUAGUUCUGACUCGAGCGACAGCGAUUCGGAAACAACAGACAAUAGGCUUUCAUCACAGGAACCACUUUCCCCGGAAGCAAAAAAGGCCUUUAAUUCAUCUAAACGCCGCCGUGAAAGGCCGCAACCAAGGCCUCGAGGGUCAAGGGAACAGGCUUUGUCCGGUCCGUUUGCGAAAAGAUUAGCUAGACCUGUCGAGAGUGAUGUUACUCCUUUUACACCGCUAAAAGAAAAUGCAACUAAAGAAACUCCUCCACAAGAGGACAGGACACCUAGGCCUCCUACACAAGAGAGUAACGUAGAAGAUCAAGAUGAUUACCAAUUACCAGAUUCAACCGGAAAAACUAUGCCAAAUGAGUCUUCCCCAGUGGAAAGUACAAAUAAUGAAACAAAUCAACUAGUGGAUAUACCAUACGUAGACAAUAAUCCAUUAGGUCCACCCGCUGAAGAAGGUUCUGUUUUAAAACCUGGAAAAAACAGUCUAUUUAGAGAUUUAUCAAAUGAAGAGAAUCAACAGCAAAGCCCGCCCACAGGAGAGAGUCCAUUGGGGAAUCAACCUAAUUGGCAAAAUCCACUAGAAAAUACAGUUCCUCAACCAAACGCAUGGGUAAACCCAAAUACUCAAGUUAACCCAGAGGUAACCACACCCAAAGAAUCUAAUCAGGUUGAAAAUCUUCCUAGUGGACCAAACCCAGUAGAAAGCACUGCUACGGGAGCCAAUCCAGUUGAAAAUGCUCCUAAAGAAGCAACCCCUGUGGAAAACAAGACGCCCGAAUUUACUCCAGUAGAAAGUAAUCCAAGUGUUCCGUUGCCUAAUAACCCUUUACAAGGAACUACUCCACAAUUAAACCCAGUGGGAAGUGCUCCUACCGUGCCACAACCAAAUCCUCCUGUACAAAAUAAAAAUGCUGAACCGGCCUCAGCAGUGGAAAAUACAAACUUGAAUGAGAAUGCAGCCCCGCCCUCGGUGGAAAAAACUCCCAAAAUGAAUGAGUCACCAAGUCUAUUUCCAGCUCAAACUCCUAAAUCAGAUGUGUGGGAUGUCACGGAGUCUGUAACAGGCCCCUCUGCUAACAUAUUUACCUCAGGCUCAAAGCCAAGUUUCUUUAACAAGAAUGAGGUUAAACCAAGCAAUGGGCUGACUACUGAAGAUGACUUUGACCUCCAGGAAGUGGAAAGAGUCAACACGAACACAAUAGAUCCUCGUAUAACUCAGCAAAUAGAUAACGAGUGGUUGAGGAAGCAGAAGCAGUCUCAAAUGAUAGGUACACAAAUACCAGUAGCAACAUCCUACGAGUAUAACAGAGCAGCGCACGUGUUGGAACCGAAAUUUGAAUCGCCAAAGCUUCUAGGUGGUAUAAUACAGACGCUUACCGACAAGGAAUCGAAGCUGCGUAGAAUGGAGAAGAGGAAGCUUAAAAUACAGCACGACCUUAACCUGUAUAUAUCGAAGGAAUCGGCUAACGUGGUUAACAUGUUGAACAACGGAGAAGUAAACAAGCUGCAGAAGGUGCACCCACUGGUGUACAUGAGGUUGCAGGAGGUGUUUCAGACACAGCACGCCCUGGACGCAGUGGUGAAAAAGGACGGAGAAAAGGUGAAGAAGUACGACAAGAGCUGGUACCUGAACUCGACACCAACAGCUAAAGCGAGUUUCAUAGAGGAGAUAAGAAGGUAUUCAAAGGACACGGAUCUGUACGGAAAGUUUAAUAGACCUAAGAAGGUAGACGAGAGCAAAGAGAAUGUGUACAAAAAGUUGGAGCUGUUCCACAACGACUACAUUUGCCAGAGAGUAGUCCGAGAGAAUCAGUACUCACAGAAGGUUCUUAGGUCCCUUGAACAGCAGUCAGGUCUCUACGUGGCGCCAUUUUACCACAACGUUGUGCCAGGGCUGGGAAACCUGUGGCUGAUGAAAAACUUUGAAAAAUACUACAUGGAGGCAGUGAGAUCGAAAGUGACGACGUUUGGAAAGAUAGCACCGCUCCUGGUUGGAAAGUUCAUGCUCAUGGUAGAAAACGGAACCAUACUGCCAUCUACACCGAGUUCACAAGUAGCAAUCCACGCGUUAACAAUAAUGCUGGCUCUGAUCAUGGACGGAGUGAAGGAGCCUUCGAUGUUCCUUGGAAAGAAUAAAUUCUACGGAUUCAUGUCACUGUGUGACUCGAACUGCGUAGACCUGAUCUUCGAGGAGAAGGGUAAAAAGGAUGAUUUGGCUUCGAAGCAAGUAGAGUUCCUGAAGUGGGUGUUGACGUUCCACUCUGAGGAUUUGAUACUUAUAGACACUUACGCACAGAGAAUAGUGCUGAAUAACAUGUAUGCAGUGACUAGAGAGGACAUAUACAGAACGUCGCCAAGGAACAUACAACUGAGAAUACAGUCGGAAUUUUCAUCUCCAUCUAGAGGCAGGAGAGGGUCGUUCCUAGAACUAAAAGAGGAAGAUAAAGACAAAGAUGAGGAUGGAGAGACUACAGAUGACAGCAAGGGUUCUGAUUCAUUUGUGGAAUUGGAGAGUGAGUUGACGAAUAACCGUGAAGCGGAACUGAGAGAUUAUAACAGAAGGUUGUUAGAAGAACAUGGAGAAAAAAAGAGACAGGAGUACAGGAAGAUGCAACUAGAAAAGGUACUGGAACAGCAAAGGAAAGAAGUGCAAAAACAGCAGGAAGCUAAGGAAAAUGACGCGUUCCAAAAGGCAAUGAAGGAAAGGGAGAGGAUACUGAAGAUGGCAGAAGAGAGAGCGUCUAAACCAAAAGCUAGAGAAGAUUCAUCAGGGGAAAAAACGUUAUUUGUAAAGGAGGAUCACCAAAACAGGGAAGAAGAGGAAAAGGAAAAAGAAAGGGAGGAAAAAAAGUCGAACGAUGAUAGAAGCGUAUAUGAAAACGUAAAGAGUAAAUUUGAUUCACUGGGAUCAACAUAUGACCUGUUCCUGAAAAGAUUCAUGAGCGGAUACCACGCACCGGGAAAGGGAGUGGAUUCAGACGGGACAUCGCAGGAAAUAGUGCCAUUUCACGUGUUUGUGCCAUCGAAUAAGCCAUCAGGAGGAUACGAUGGGCAAUUUUUGGACGUGGUGCAGACGUUGACAGAUUUGGUGAAUCUGGCACACAACGACUGUAACGCAUACUACCACAGCCUGAAUACGUUCAUGAUGAUAAGAACGAUUCACGGAGCAGUACACUCAUUUGAGUCAGGGAAGACGAAGAAACUCAGUAGUUCGAGAACACUGGGAUCGCUGUUCAGGUGGCUGAACACGGACUCAAAUAGAUACCUAUCGCAUGUACCAAAAAAAUACCUACCAUUCACAUCACUAUCGCUGCAACUGCUGUUCUUUUUCCAAGAAUUAGUUGAAAGUUACAACUACAGCGUGUCGAAUUACCUGACGAACUUCUUCAGAUCGUUAUCAAAAAAGAAGUCGAACAGGUCGUUCAAGAGGCCUAGAAGAUUCUCGAGCCUGAACCGAGGCCUGGACACAUACGUGAUAUACGAUCAGAGCAACUACAAGGCCUCGCUGGAGACGCUGAAGGAACUGGUGGACAUGUUCAAGGACAAGUUCCUGUCGAAGCCCUCAAUACCCUCACCAAUAAUACAGUACAUGUCAGUGUUCAUAGGACUGUGGGCGCAAUCAGACUCUGAGAAGUUCACGCUGUCUGAGAGAGGAUCGCAAAGGGCGAAGAAGAUGUUCCUUCUGGCGUUCCUGUCAAACCAGACGAGUCUAGCAGACAUGGCGACGAAGAUGGUGCUGAACAACUGCAAAGGACUGAGCACACUGCACCUGGGCUGCGUGUCGAGAGUGUCCUCUAACAACAGGGACUGCAAGCAGAUAUCAGUAAAAGUGAAGCAAAGCAAGCUUCGCAACAUCUUCAGAAUAAUAGAGUCUACAUCAAUAGAUCCUCUGGACGUGAUCAGAAUCGCAUCAGAUACUUGUAGGAGGUGCGCGGCCAAUCUGUCGGUAAGGCCGCACGUGGGAGCACCAGUGGUGAGUUACCUGGAGUUGGAAGAGAAGGACUCGGAAGACGAAAGUUCCGAUAGCUCAUCCGACUCUGAGGACUCUGACGAGAACAGGGCCACUGACAAGGAGUCAAAUAAGAAAUCGGAUAAGGAGAAUAAGGCUGACAAGGAGGGCAAGGAAGAUCAAGGAGAGACCCCAGCGAAUCCAAAAGGUGGUUCUACUGACACAUCUAAGAAGAAGCCCGAAAAGGAAAAGACACCAGAGGAGGAAAUGGAGCUGCCGCACUUUGUUGAUAGACUGAUGCUCCACUCAGAAAUAACACACAGGGUUCACUGUUACGAGACGAGGAAGGAGGUGGUGAAGGCAAUGAUAACAGCACUGUCGGCAGCGAAAGACGAGAUGGAUGCAAAGCAGAUAGUGACAAACGUGUUUGCCCAGUACAGAACAAUCGAGGUGGUGCAGGCCGGAAUGGCGAGCAGCAUACACAGACUGAUAUGCCCAUACAUGAUCGACGCGCCCGAUUCAGUGAGGGUGCCUCUGCAGACGAGCAUAAUAAAGUACGCAGUCAACAAGGUGGCCAAGAAGGCGAGCCUCGACCUGAAUUUCAAGGACAUGUUCAAGGGGCUGAGGAGUAGGGCCGAAGUGCUGUUGCCAACGCCAGACGGGUACGGCCCCCUUCCAGAUAUAGCGGGCUGCGUGUUCGUGGGAUCGAGAAAGUACAACGGAGUGUACUUCGCAGGAGGAUACGCACCCUUCCCGAAGAUAGAAAAGCCCACAAACAUAUUGUUGAAACCGGGAGAGGGGCGCCUGGUGUACGACGGAGACAACUUCGUGCCGGAGCUGAGAGCUCUGAGCGACGUGUCUGACCUGCAGUCAAUCAACGUGGUACACGAGAGAGACUUCGACAGGUACGUGUACCAGGUGAACGGAAAAAAGGGGCCUGUGAUGGUGACCGAGCGCAAGUUCGCACUCGAGUACCCGAACUUCGUGGUGAGAGCCCACGUGAUGGUGACGGCGAAGGCGCUGAUGAAAAUGGGCUUCGACAUGGGAAGAGUGAUAUGGUGCGGAGACAGGUACGGCUGGGUGGCAGACUUCGUGCUGAGCGACGUGGUCCCAGUGUCAGACAUACCAGUAUACAACGGCCACUAUUGGCUGUUGGCAUCGCAAUUGAGUGUGAAGGACCUAGUGGGCUCAGUGCCUGUGAGGUUCGUCAACGAAAAGUACAGACAGCCCACAGCAGUCUCAGUGUCACUGGACGAGGACGAGGAGCACCUGGGCGACAAGCCCGUGAGGGCACUGAACGUGGAAAUAAGAGCCAGCGGAAAGAAGGUCGCCGAGCUCAAGGGCCACGGCAGCGAAAGCGAAGAGUCUCUGAACGACGAGGAAGAGGAGGUCGCCGAGCUGCUGAUGAGUUCGGGCGGGGACAGCGUGAGCGCGACGCCGGGCGCAGUGAAGUCCGUGCGGAGCGCCGUGUUUAACCCCGAGAACCACAAGCUGACGCUGGACCUGGACAUGCCAGACUUCGUCUUUUCUGGCUAG
Theileria orientalis strain Shintoku is the source of this 5874-nucleotide messenger RNA. RefSeq lists its product as hypothetical. Gene Ontology annotation, cellular component: nucleus. Gene Ontology annotation, molecular function: ATP hydrolysis activity. The coding region runs from base 1 to 5874 and encodes 1957 amino acids. The record is from RefSeq and is a predicted model, not a curated record. NCBI's taxonomy places the organism in Eukaryota, Apicomplexa, Aconoidasida, Piroplasmida, Theileriidae. The transcript has 2 exons.